AUGGGAAGGGCCAAGGCAGUUGGUCCGGAUAACGUUUCAAUCGAGGUGUGGAAGUGUUUAGGAGAUAAAGUAGUUCAAUGGCUAACUACUUUGUUCAACCUUAUAUUCAAAUCUGGAAAAAUGCCUGACCGAUGGAGGAGUAUUAUCGUAGUGCCUCUAUAUAAGAACAAGGGAGACGUCCAGUGUUGUGGAAAUUACAAAGAGAUUAAGAUGUUGAGAAUUGCUAUACUAUAUGGGACAAAGUGUUGGGCCAUCAAGAAGACACAAGCACAUAAGAUGGAAGUUGCAGAGAUGAGGAUGCUAAGGUGGAUGUGUGGGCAUACGAGGUUAGACCGAAUAAGAAAUGAGGUUUGCAGGGAGAGGUUAGGAGUGACGAAUAUAUCAGAUAAGAUAACGGAGGAUAGAUUGAGAUGGUUUUGGCAUGUGAAGAGGAGGCAGUCGACGGCACCGGUUAGAGCAGUGGAAAUCCUCACUGUUGAGGGGAUGAGGAGAAGAGGCAGCCCAAAUUAA
Helianthus annuus (common sunflower) is the source of this 510-nucleotide messenger RNA. RefSeq lists its product as uncharacterized. Lineage: Eukaryota; Viridiplantae; Streptophyta; Magnoliopsida; Asterales; Asteraceae. The transcript is spliced from 2 exons. The record is from RefSeq and is a predicted model, not a curated record. The coding region runs from base 1 to 510 and encodes 169 amino acids.